Messenger RNA from Soboliphyme baturini, 651 nucleotides. The record is from the annotation of a GenBank genome assembly. Lineage: Eukaryota; Metazoa; Nematoda; Enoplea; Dioctophymatida; Soboliphymatidae.
AUGUAUUAUCAGAUUCUUGUUUUGUUUCAGUUUGGACUUGGAUCACUGUUUCCUCAUCAGGAGUUGCGGCCGUAUGAGGCGCUGUACCGUUGCUAUUCAAUUGCAAUGUGCCCGGAACUGGCGUCGACUGAGAAGACCCGAGAAAUGGAGAACGGGGGAAAAACUCGACUUCAUAUCGAGUAUCCUAUGAUGUUCAAACUAACCAAUUGUGAUAAAGAGAGAAGACGGUUCACGCACAGCGGCGUGCUGGAGUUUCAUCAAGAGGAGGGAAAGUGCUACAUACCAUAUUGGAUGAUGCGAAAUCUGCUCUUGUCAGAAGGUGAACUGAUCAAAGUCGAAUAUUCGAAUCUACCGGUAGCCACAUACGUCAAGUUCAAACCGCAGAGCAUGGAAUUUUUGGACAUUACAAACCCUCGUGCAGUUCUCGAGCUUAAACUACGCAGUUUUGCUUGCCUAACGAAGGGUGAUAUCAUAGCUAUCGAAUACAAUAAUAAGGUAAGUCGCGCUCGAGUAUUGCUAUUGCGUUUAUUUCAUUGGAAUCCUCCCGCUGUUACCUAUUAUUUUGUAAGCCCAUCUAGAGUCUUAUUUUUAUCACAUUGGAAUAAGCGGUUAUGUCUGUUAGAAGCUUUAUUCUCUGCGUUGUUUUAUUUA